Tigriopus californicus is the source of this 953-nucleotide messenger RNA. RefSeq lists its product as uncharacterized. The record is from RefSeq and is a predicted model, not a curated record. Bases 329 to 826 code for a protein of 165 amino acids. Lineage: Eukaryota; Metazoa; Arthropoda; Copepoda; Harpacticoida; Harpacticidae. The transcript has 3 exons.
ACUAUCAAAUUGGCUCAAUACUACGAUGCUAAUUGCCUAGACAAGCAUGUAAAAUGGAAAAAAUGUCAAAAUCCAAUGCAUGGACAGUGCGGUUUGGCUGGGCAUGUUGUUUUUGAUUUUACUCCAUGGAAUAACGUCAGUUGUCCAUGAACGCCUUUACUUGACUAGCCCUAUAGGUUCAGGAUGUCUUUGGGGUUCACAAGAAAAGGAAGAAAGAUCGACAUGAAAAAUCUACGAGUGAUCAUCCCUCUAGGCAAUGGUUUAGAGAAGAAUUUUCUUUCACGACCAAAUUUUCCUUGUUCAUUCGUACACCAACUUCCCUCUCGUCAUGUCGACUUUCUGGAAGAGGGCCUUGGUUUUAGCCUAUUUUAUUGUCUCGGACCAUUUUCUUUCGUGUUUGGUGUCGAGUCAAAAUGCGCCAGAGCAUUCUAAUGAACAAGUUCAUCACUAUUCUAUUGGGUCUCAAGCACAUCAGUAUCCCGAUUAUUAUCAUAACACCCCAAAUCAAGUUUACCCAUUGGCCAAUGGAAUCGAUCGACAAGGCAUUCAAGCAUUACUCUCCAGUCCCGGAGCUGCGGUCAUCCAGUUUGGGGCACUCAUCAUUUUGGGUGGGGCAGCCAUCAUCACGGGUGUCCAAGCGGCCAACACGGAUCGAGAUCUGAACACGUUGCGGUCUCGUUUUACGACCGUUUGUACCGCCGUCAGAGUAGCUGGAGCCGUGGACGGCGAAAUUGAGGUAGAUCCUGCCGCUCAAGAAGCCCUACGACGUGUCAACGCCGUCAUAUCGGCUUUGAGCCAAGUUGGAACGACGACUUGUAAUUUCUGAUUGCCUUCAAUUGAGACUGAGCAUAAAAAUAGCGUCUACCUCCUUGAUUGUUCUACAUAAUAGUCCAAGAAAUUUAGGGUUGAGGCCCGGAUAACGAUUGUUGAAGAAAUAAAUAUGUUUUCUCGCC